Molecule: messenger RNA, 538 nt
Organism: Notodromas monacha
Lineage: Eukaryota; Metazoa; Arthropoda; Ostracoda; Podocopida; Cyprididae
Source: the annotation of a GenBank genome assembly
AUGGGAGUUUCUAAGUAUAUCCGGAAAAAUGAUGCUGCUGUGAUAGGCUCAAAGACACCCAGGGAUGCAGUCGAUCGAAAGCCGGGUCGAAAAUACUCCACUACCUGGAAUGAGUACAACGAGAUCAGUUACCCGUAUGCCUUGAGAGGCAUGGCUUAUUUGGUAACUAAAACCCACGCGGUUGUUGUGCUAGCUGCUACUCUGGGAGCUCAUCCUUUAAACUGGGAUGACAGAUACAUCACUGGCAUUUGGGCAAUGAAGCUGGGUUCAAGGCAAAUAUUUUGGAACAGCCUUCUAAUGGAUUACAAAUUGAGAGGUUGCAGACCACUACAGGAAUGGGUUGAUGGAAAUUCAACGUCCAUGAGUACGCCAGCAAUUUUAUGUGCCAAAGGCCCCUUGUACAAGCCAGCUUUUCAAAAGAUGCUGCUUAUGUGGAAUCAAACGGAAGUUACAGUAGUUUGACAUGAUCAUCUUGGGUUGAAGUUUUUUGUCUUGUUGUCCGUUAUUAAUAAAACAAGUUCAACCUAUAUAAAAUAUA